Molecule: messenger RNA, 5241 nt
Organism: Miscanthus lutarioriparius
Lineage: Eukaryota; Viridiplantae; Streptophyta; Magnoliopsida; Poales; Poaceae
Source: the annotation of a GenBank genome assembly
AUGCGCCGAUCUCAGGACCGCGGACCCUUCCGCCCGCCGGAUCGGAUCCCACGGCCUCCCCACCACCAUCGCGACCACCACUACCACAACGAACACCGGUACCAGCCUCACUCACACCCCCACCUCGACCGACACUACAGCACCGAACACCGGUAUCAGCCCCGCGCCCAGCACCAGCGCGACUGCCACGUGCAGCCGUCCCCUCCCCCGUCGCAGUUCGAGGUAUUCCUCGUCCGCCCGGGUCCCGAUCUGUCCGCCCCGACUGCCAUUGAGGUUGAGGCCCUCGUCGCGGACCUCAAGUCGCCGGCGCCGGCCAGCAUAUCCGUCCACUCCUCCGGCCGCCAUGCCGCGCGCCUCCUCUUCACCUCCAUCUCGGACGCCGCGGCCGCCGCGCGCGAGCUGUGGGCGUUCCGCCUCGAGGGGCUCCACCUCCUCACCCUGGACCUACCGCACCCCGCCCUCGCCGCCCACGCCUCGCCGCAGUUCGCCUCGCUCUUCGAGGACCACGCCACCCGCCUCCUAGACUCCGACCUCGUGGCCCUCUCGGCCGCCCGCUCCGCCGAGCUCGCGGUGUCCAUACGGGAUGUAAAGCAACGUCUGGGCUCGCGUAACAGCUUCCGCGACUUCCAUCAGCUGGACCUCGAGAAGAAGACACUGGAGUCUGAGAAGGAGUUGAUCGAUGCCAAAAUUGCCGAGUACAAGGAGGCGAUGUGGUCGAUACAGCGCACAAUGUUGCGCGGAUCGGGGGACAAGGAGGAGGGUGUCGACUUGUUUGGGGCUGUGGAAGGUGCAGAUGUGGACUUUGUGAGGGUGCAUAUGAUGCUGCUGCGUGAGUGCCGGAGGCUUAAGGAGGGCCUGCCGAUCUAUGCAUACCGCAGGAGGAUUCUUAAUUAUAUUUUCGCUAACCAGGUCAUGGUCUUAAUAGGAGAAACAGGUUCUGGGAAGAGCACACAAUUGGUUCAGUUUCUUGCUGACUCAGGUCUUGCUGGUGGUGGUUCCAUCAUCUGUACUCAACCUCGAAAGCUUGCUGCUAUAUCUUUAGCACAUAGAGUCGAUGAAGAAAGUAAGGGUUGUUAUGGGGACAGUUCUGUGCUGUCAUAUUCAACCUUACUAAAUUCUCAAGGUUUUGGCACUAAGAUUAUAUUCACCACGGACAGUUGUCUUCUGCAUUACUGCAUGAGUGAUAUGAGUCUGGAUGGCAUUUCAUAUAUUAUUAUAGAUGAAGCUCAUGAAAGGAGCUUGAAUACUGAUCUUCUGUUAGCUAUGAUCAAGAAGAAGCUGCUUGAUAGGCUGGAUUUGCGGCUCAUUAUAAUGUCUGCCACUGCUGAUGCUGACAGACUUGCUGAAUAUUUUUAUGGCUGUCAAACAUUUCAUGUUAAAGGGCGAACUUUUCCUGUUGAAAUUAAAUAUGUCCCUGAUAUAUCAGCAGAGGCUUCAUUGAAUAGUGUACCAAGUAUUUCUUCUGUUGCUUCUGCUACUGCUUCCUAUGUUACUGAUGUUGUACAAAUGGUAAACAUAAUCCACAAGAAUGAAGAAGAGGGUGCUAUACUUGCUUUUUUGACAUCUCAACUGGAAGUAGAAUGGGCCUGUGAAACAUUCAGUGAUCCAAAUGCUGUGGUACUUCCGAUGCAUGGAAAGCUUUCUUCUGUAGAACAGAAUCUUGUCUUCAAAAGCUACCCUGGAAAGAGAAAGAUUAUCUUCUGCACGAAUAUAGCUGAAACAUCAUUGACGAUAAGAGAAGUGAAGUAUGUUGUUGAUUGUGGCUUGGCCAAAGAAUACAGAUUUGUUCCCAGUAGUGGUCUCAAUGUACUCAAAGUAAAUUGGAUUUCCCAAAGCUCUGCUAAUCAACGUGCUGGCCGUGCUGGCCGAACCGGAGCAGGGAAGUGUUACAGGCUCUACCCUGAAUCUGACUUCGGUAUGAUGGAAGCGCAUCAAGAACCUGAAAUUCGUAAAGUUCAUCUCGGCACUGCUGUUCUGAGAAUACUUGCUUUGGCCGUUACAGAUGUAAAAUAUUUUGAGUUUAUUGAUGCCCCAGAUCCUGAGGCUAUCAAUAUGGCUGUGCAUAAUCUUGAACAACUUGGUGCUAUAGAAUAUAAAUGCAGUGGAUUUGAGCUAACUGACACUGGACGUGAUCUUGUCAAAUUGGGCAUUGAGCCAAGGCUUGGGAAAAUCAUGCUUGAUUGCUUCAGCUAUGGUUUGAUGAAAGAAGGUUUAGUCCUAGCCUCUGUUAUGGCAAAUGCUAGUAGCAUAUUUUGUAGAGUGGGUACUAAUGAGGAGAAAUAUAAAGCGGACCGUCUGAAAGUCCCUUUCUGUCACCCUGAUGGAGACCUUUUCACUUCACUUGCUGUUUAUAAGAAGUGGGAGGCUGGGCAUGAUAACAAAAAUAUGUGGUGCUGGCAGAAUAGUAUCAAUGCCAAGACCCUGAGGAGGUGCCAGGAAACUAUAUCUGAACUUGAAAAAUGUCUAAAGCAUGAGCUAAACAUUAUCGUUCCAAGUUACUGGAGUUGGAACCCUGAGAAGCCUACUAUGCAUGAUACUUCACUAAAGAAGAUUAUUCUAUCAUCUCUUAGAGGUAAUCUUGCUAUGUUUUCUGGACAUGAGAAAUUUGGGUAUCAGGUGAUUUCAGCAGAUCAGCCUGUGCAACUUCACCCUUCAUGCUCAUUGUUGACUUAUGGCAGCAAGCCUGAAUGGGUGGUAUUUUCAGAAAUCUUGUCAGUUCCGAAUCAAUAUUUGGUAUGUGUAACUGCUGUUGAUCGUAACGAUGUGUGUACAGUUCACCCUUUUAUUAAGCCACUGGAGGAGAGUAAAUUGCAGAGGAAAGUGAUUACUGGGAUUGGAAAUAAAUCGCUGAGAAGAUUUUGUGGUAAAUGUGGCCAAAAUCUGCAGAAAAUCAUCUCACUUCUGAGAGAAGAUUGCAGAGAUGACCGCAUAAUGGUUGAUUUAGACUUCAGUAGCAGUGAAGUUUUAUUAUAUGCUAAAGAACAUGACAUGGAAACGGUCUUUUGCAUGGUUAAUGAUGCUUUGGAAUUUGAAGCUAAAAUGCUGAGGGAUGAAUGUGACGAGAGAAGAUCUGGUGGCUCUACUAUUGCAUUAUUUGGCUCUGGUGCUGAAAUCAAGCAUUUGGAACUUGGGAAGAGACAUCUAACUGUGGAGAUUCAGCAUCAAAAUGCUCGUGAUAUAGAUGAAAAGGAACUUAUUGCUUUGGUAUAUUCUCGUGUUCCUGGUAUAGCAAAUUUUCAUAAACUCGGGAAUUUUCAGACAAACGCAGAUGAAACGAAGUGGGGAAGGUUUACAUUCCUCAAACCAGAUUAUGCUGAUCAUGCCAUUUCAAAAUUGAAUGGGAUUGAGUUUCAUGGUUCCUCACUAAAGGUGGGUCCUGUAAGUGCUUACAACCACUCAGGGCUACCAUUUCCUGCAGUAAGAGCUAAAGUUUCUUGGCCACGUAAGCCAAGCAGGGGACUUGCACUUGUAACAUGUGCUAGUGGGGAAGCUGAAUUUAUUGUAAAGGACUGCUUUGCCCUUGGAGUUGGUGGAAGGUAUAUCAACUGUGAGGUUAGUAAAAAGUAUGCAAACUGUGUCUUUGUCACGGGGGUUCCAUUGCAUGUAACAGAGCCAGAAUUGUAUGAUGCUUUUUGUAGUACAACCACCAGGAGAAUCCUUGACAUCCACUUACUUAGAGGACCGCCCACAGCUAGCUCUUCCGAUUCUGAAUGUGCAGAAGCACUGAUGAGAGCGAUAUCACUAUUCAUGCCAAAUAGGAAUUUUCCUGGCCAAAAUUUUCGUGUUCACGUGUUCCCUCCAGAAGAGAAAGAUUCAAUGAUGAGAGCUACCAUAUCCUUUGAUGGAAGUUUUCACAGAGAGGCUGCAAGAGCACUGGACCAUCUUCAAGGAAGUGUUCUUCCUUGUUGUCUUCCUUGGCAGAUAAUCCAGUGCCAGCAUGUAUUUCAUAGUACUGUCUCCUGUCCAAUGCGCAUAUACAAUGUCAUCAGCCAAGAAGUUGGUGUUCUACUUGAGAGCUUCCGUAGCCAAAAAGGUGUGUCAUACAAUUUGGAGAAGAACGAGAAUGGUAAUUUCCGUGUUAAGCUUUCUGCAAAUGCCACGAAAACAAUAGCAGAUUUGAGAAGGCCUCUUGAGCUUUUGAUGAAAGGAAAAAUUAUAAACCAUCCUGAUCUGAUGUUAAACACAGUUCAACUGCUAUGGUCCCGUGAUGGUAUGGAACAUUUGAAAUCAGUUGAACAGGAGACCGGCACUUACAUUCUGUACGACAGGCUAAGUCUGAAUAUUAAGGUCUUUGGCAGCAGUGAUAAGGUGGCUGCAGCGGAGGAAAAAUUGGUUCGUGCACUUGUACAGCUCCAUGAGAAGAAGCCUCUUGAAGUUUGUCUUCGUGGCCGGAACCUCCCACCAAACUUGAUGAAGGAAGUGAUUAAAAAGUUUGGAGCUGAUUUAGAAGGACUGAAGAACGAGGUUCCUGCAGUAGAUCUUCAGUUAAAUACACGAAGGCAGGCACUUUAUGUUCGAGGCAGCAAGGAGGACAAGCAAAGGGUGGAAGAGAUGAUCUCUGAACUGAUAGCCUCUAGUGACCACAAUGCUCCACUGCCAUCAAAGAAUGCAUGUCCUAUUUGCCUGUGCGAGCUAGAAGAUCCUUUUAAGCUUGAAUCCUGUGGUCAUAUGUUUUGUUUGGCAUGCUUGGUGGAUCAGUGUGAAUCUGCCAUAAAAUCGCAAGAUGGCUUCCCUCUUUGUUGCCUCAAAAAUGGGUGCAAGAAGCUCCUCCUCCUAACUGAUCUGAGGUCUCUCCUGCCUGACAAGCUGGACGAGCUGUUCAGGGCUUCCUUGAAUGCAUUUGUUGCAUCUAGCGCAGGAUUGUACCGUUUCUGCCCCACACCUGACUGCACAUCCAUUUACCAAGUAGCUGCUGCAGGCGCAGAAGACAAACCCUUUGUCUGUGGGGCUUGCUCUGUGGAGACCUGUACCAAGUGCCAUGUCGAGUACCAUCCUUUUAUCUCUUGUGAGGCAUACAAAGAGUACAAGGCAGACCCGGAUGCGACUCUGCUUGAAUGGCGCAAAGGGAAGGAGAAUGUAAAGAAUUGCCCUUCAUGUGGAUAUACAAUUGAGAAAGCUGAAGGUUGCAACCAUGUUGAGUGUAGGUGUGGCAGCCAUAUUUGUUGGAAUUGCUUGGAGAACUUCAAGAGCAGUGAGGAGUGUUAUGGCCAUCUCAGGUCUGUGCACUUAUCCUAUCAGUGA